CAGAUAUCGAAUUCGUGAGGGGGAACAACGCAGACGACCAAAUUCGCUCGAAGUCAUCGACUUACUAGAUCUCAAUUUUUCCUCUAAGUCUCUCUGAAAUCUUCAUAACUCUACCUAGUGACUCGACAGAAAUCUGUAAGAAACCUCGCCUGAAAUCUGUCAGAAAACUUGACUAAAAUUCAUAAAACAAAUUCACCAUGAUCAUGGUUCGUGAACUCGUUUGACGACUUCCCGAGUGAAACAAGUGCGCGAAAACUCAAACCAGUUAACCGAAAGUGCGAGAAAACUGCUCGAAUGGAGAGCGAAGAAGGAGAUCGAAUGGCGAACGUGGACGUGGCUGCUUCCUGGCAGCAAUAUUACACCUGGUGUGGUCCGUACUCUCAUCCACACUCGAAUUCGCAUCCUCAUCCGCAGCCUCAACCGCACGUUCAUUCUCAACAUCCGAAUCAUCUGAACCAGUAUCAGCAGCACUCGUUGGCGGCAUCCACCGCGAACACGUCCGCCCACUAUCCAACUUCUUAGCAGUAUCAUCUGCAGCUGCAGCCUGCUCAGACGCCAUCUUUGCAUCAGCAGCAACAGUUUCAUCCUGUUAGGGGACAGAUCGGGACUCGAACUGCCAUCCCUUAUGAACGACCAGUUAAGGAAGUCGACCAACGAAGAGUCGAGAAGAAUCAUCGUUGAAAAAUUGACCUUACUUCAGCA
This is a messenger RNA of Megachile rotundata (alfalfa leafcutting bee), 702 nucleotides long. RefSeq lists its product as uncharacterized. NCBI's taxonomy places the organism in Eukaryota, Metazoa, Arthropoda, Insecta, Hymenoptera, Megachilidae. The record is from RefSeq and is a predicted model, not a curated record.